AACUAGUUAGCCACUGACACAAGAUCCUUUGCUUUCUGUCCAGUGUCCAAAGGGAUCAAAGAACAAGGAGCAGAGAAGACACGGCAAGAGCAACUCGGUAAUAUUGCCUGAACUCGUCCAAAGGGAUCAAAGAACAAGGAGCGGAGAAGACACAGCAAGAGCAACUCGGUAAUAUCGCCUGAACUCUGGCUGCAGAGGGAGAGAGGGGACUGCAUGAGUCCAUAUGCGAUUUGGCCCUCAGACUAGCUUCGGAAUAUUAAUCUUUUUUCUGGGGAAAAUCAAAUAAUUACUUAGUCAAUCUGAGGGGGUACAAUGAAGGCCAUCUUUCCCCUCUUCUUUUUAAUUGCUGGGAUCCUUGCUAAUCGCCCUUACCCACCGAAUUUUGUAAAUCCCAACAGUAUCUACAACAAGUGUGACAUCUAUGAAUCCUAUCCCCAAGAUAUGAACCAUCCUAAUGGAGAAGGAAGACGGAUGCCAAACCAAGUGCUAGUCAACAGCAAUUCUGACUUUGCAUUCAAGUUCUUCAGGCAGGUUUCUUCCAAUGGAGGCCACCGAGACAGUUCAGGCAAGAAGAACAUUGUCUUCUCUCCCAUGUGCAUCUCCUUGGCCUUUGCAAUGCUGGCCUUGGGUGCCAGGGCCAAUACCUUAAACCAGAUCCUUACAGGACUUGACUUCAAGCCAUCAGAGAUCCAGGAGAAGAUGAUACAUGAAGGUUUUCAUGAUCUCAUCUACAUGUUAACCAAUGGGGGUUCAGGCCUCCAAGUGGAGAUGGGGAAUUGCCUGUUUGUACAAAAUCAGCUGCAUCCACAAGAGCAGUUUCUAAAUGAGCUCAGAAACAUCUAUGGAGGAGACAUCUAUCUGGAAAACUUUAAGAACACAGCGGAAACUGAACAACACAUCAAUAAUUACAUCGAAAGGAAAACCCAUGGGAAGAUUUCCAAGCUUGUCGAUGGAGUCAACCCAGUUACUGAAAUACUACUGGUUAGCUAUAUUUACAUGAAAGCCAAGUGGAAGAAGCCCUUUGAUCCAAAGUACACUGAGGAGCGUGACUUCUAUGUGGAUCCUUACACUGUUGUGAAAGUGCCAAUGAUGUUUCAGAUGGGCAUGUUCGAAACCGGCCAUGAUGAUGAGCGAUCUUGUACCAUUUUGAAACUGCCCUACGAAGGACAUGCUGCUGCAUAUUUUAUCCUACCAGACAAAGGGCAGCUGGAGAGGGUGGCCAGCAGCUUGUCAUGUGGAGCUUUGCGGACCUGGAAAAAAAUACUCUCACAGAGCUCUGUAAACCUGUAUCUUCCAAGAUGCUUGGCUAGCGGAGAGCUUAACCUGAAAGACAUAAUGUACACCAUGGGUGUGAUUGAUGUCUUCACUGACAGAGCAGAUUUGACUGGAAUUACAGGGCAGCCUCAGCACCGGCUUUCUGGCGCCAUUCAUAAGGCGAUGAUGAUGAUAGAUGAGAGAGGAACAGAAGCCUCAGCAGCUUCUUCUAUGGACCUGGUGCCAAUGUCUAUGCCUACGAUUGUUACGUUUGACUCACCUUUCAUAGUUAUGGUUGUUGAUGAACAUACUAACAGCAUCCUCUUCAUGGCAAAGAUCAUAAAUCCUACGGAGAAGUAGAUAGGCCAAAGUUACCUGACUAUUAAUUGGCAUGUACUUAAUAAAUACAUUGGUCUGA
This is a messenger RNA of Rhineura floridana, 1672 nucleotides long. RefSeq names its product alpha-1-antitrypsin-like. Lineage: Eukaryota; Metazoa; Chordata; Lepidosauria; Squamata; Rhineuridae. The transcript is spliced from 7 exons. Bases 313 to 1614 code for a protein of 433 amino acids. Gene Ontology annotation, biological process: negative regulation of endopeptidase activity. The record is from RefSeq and is a predicted model, not a curated record. Gene Ontology annotation, molecular function: serine-type endopeptidase inhibitor activity.